Adineta steineri is the source of this 351-nucleotide messenger RNA. Lineage: Eukaryota; Metazoa; Rotifera; Eurotatoria; Adinetida; Adinetidae. The record is from the annotation of a GenBank genome assembly.
AUGGUACGAGGGGAGGAGAAGGGAGUGAAUCAAGCUUGGAAACCCAAUGGUGAUCAUCCCAGCUCAAACAACAAACCUCUUCAUUGUGUUGCUUGUCAUGCUCUUCAUUGUGACCGUUGUUCUACAAUUACUGUCAGUACUACAACUGCUGCCAGUACUACAACUGCUGCCAGUACUACAACUGCUCUUCCUACUUGUUGUCCUGGUUGUACUUUUGAUGGUAAUCUUUAUAAUUGUGGUACUGGUAUUUGUUCUACUCUUGGUUGCACUUUUGAUGAUUUUGAUUCUGAUGAUUCUAAUCAUCUUUAUGGUUGUUCUGCUGGUACUUGUAAUCCUAGCCUUGGAAAAUAA